AUGUCAGAUCAACAAUCCAAGUAUCCAACUAUCGAAGGUGGUGGUUCACUAGUGGUAGCCUACCGCAUUGCCAACAAAAGAGUUCUCAUUGUCGGUGGUGGCAAUGUGGCAGCACAACGAAUUGCUUCAACAAGGAUCGCGGAUGCCCAGGUUACGGUGGUUGCUCCAGCUGAAGGACUCAACGACGAGGUGCGUUUCCGCAUUGAGAACAAGGAGGUUGACUGGAUCGAUCGUGCGUUUGUGGAUAAGGAUUUGGACAAUGUGGACAUGGUAUUGACAGCACUUGACGAUCACGACGAGUCUUUGCGUAUCGGCCACUUGUGUCGAGAACGACGUAUUCCUGUUAACGUUGCCGAUGUACCACCCAUGUGCGACUUUUAUUUUAUGAGCCAACAUCGAGAUGGACCUGUUCAGAUUGCCGUAUCAACCAAUGGUCAAGGACCCAAGCUUGCCAACAUGAUCCGCACCACUGUAGCUCAAGCCUUGCCAUCCAACAUUGGUGACAUUGUACGACACAUGGGUGUAUUACGAGCCAAGGUGCGAGAAUGGGAACCUGCUAUUGAGAACUCUGGCAAGCGGAUGGGAUGGGUCACUCGCUUUUGUGAAAAAUGGGGCAUGACCAAUAUGGCGCGAUUGACAACAGCCGAUGAUCAAGAUGCUCUUUAUGAAAAGUUACGCCGCUACUUCGAGAACAAUGAGAUUCCUGCUGUUCACGACAUUUUCACUACUCAACCAAGUAUCGCAUUAUUGGGUGCAGGUCCUGGGGAUCCCGAACUUAUUACUGUCAAAGCCGCACGCUAUCUUAAGGAAGCAGACUUGGUGGUCAGUGAUCGUCUUAUCCCUCAACCUAUGUUGGAUAUGGUACAAGGUGAACUUCGUAUUGCCCGAAAGACAGCUGGUAAAUCGGAUCCUGCGCAAGAUGAGCUACUUGAAUGGUGUAUGGAAGGAUUGAAAAAAGGUCAACGCGUGGUGCGUCUCAAGAUUGGUGAUCCAUUAGUAUUUGGUCGUGGUGGUGAAGAGAUCUUAUGGUUCCGUGAAAGAGGAUAUGAGCCUGAACUCGUUGCUGGUAUUUCAAGUGCAUUUUCGGCUCCAAUGGCUGCUGGUAUCCCUGUUACAAUGAGAGGCAUUACCGAUCAAGUGAUUAUUACUACUGGCCGUGGCACAAAGGGUGCAAUGCCUGAUUUACCUGAAUAUGGUGCAUCUCGAACGCUGGUCGUUUUGAUGGCUGUGGGAAGAGCGGCUGAUCUCUGCAAGAUAUUAAUCAAUGACAAACACUAUCCACCUGAAUGCCCCGUAUGCUGGAUCGAGAAUGCAAAUUGUCCACAAGAACGUGUCGUCUUGGGUACCGUUGCCAAUAUGGCUACUCUCGUUGAAGAACAAUCCAUCGUGGCUCCUGCUGUCCUUGUUGUUGGUAAUAGUGUACGAGCACUUGAAAAAUAA
This is a messenger RNA of Lichtheimia ornata, 1440 nucleotides long. RefSeq names its product uroporphyrinogen-III C-methyltransferase. The coding region runs from base 1 to 1440 and encodes 479 amino acids. Gene Ontology annotation, molecular function: sirohydrochlorin ferrochelatase activity; uroporphyrin-III C-methyltransferase activity; precorrin-2 dehydrogenase activity. Gene Ontology annotation, biological process: siroheme biosynthetic process; cobalamin biosynthetic process. The record is from RefSeq and is a predicted model, not a curated record. NCBI's taxonomy places the organism in Eukaryota, Fungi, Mucoromycota, Mucoromycetes, Mucorales, Lichtheimiaceae. The transcript has a single exon.